UUCACAUAUAUGUAGACAGCCGCUAGUUACCUAACAGCGUCGACCGAAACCAAAACGAGAGUUCUGUCGACCAAGGAUUCUUUUGACCGAUCUAGGCACUUAUUUCGCGUCAAACGUGGAUAGGAAGGGUCUAACAUAGGUAGUUGCCGCUACGAAAAAAAACCCAGUUUAUUGAAAGAGAGUGUAACGUCUGGUGUUUGAACUCCGCGAAUACGUAGUUUUAGCACGCUAGCUAGCCAGCUAAUUGCGCUAGCUGAAGAAGAAAGGCCGUCGAGUUGACCCAACGUCUAAUUCAACAGAACGAAUCGCCCUGGCAGAUUACAGCUGAUCUUUAUUUGCUGGACUGCAAAACUAUCACCUUAAAGACGAGAACACCGAGAGAGGAUGGCUCUGAAAAGGAUCCACAAGGAACUUAAUGACCUGGCCCGUGACCCUCCAGCACAGUGCUCAGCUGGCCCAGUGGGUGAUGACAUGUUUCACUGGCAAGCCACAAUCAUGGGACCUAGUGACAGUCCAUAUCAAGGAGGAGUUUUCUUCUUGACGAUUCAUUUUCCAACAGACUACCCCUUCAAACCCCCCAAGGUUGCAUUCACAACACGAAUUUACCACCCAAAUAUUAACAGUAACGGCAGUAUCUGUCUGGAUAUUCUCAGAUCACAGUGGUCUCCUGCACUUACAAUUUCUAAAGUUCUUCUCUCCAUUUGCUCACUCCUAUGUGACCCAAACCCUGAUGACCCACUAGUGCCAGAGAUUGCACGAAUCUACAAAACAGAUAGUCAGAAGUACAAUAAGCUAGCUCAGGAGUGGACAACAAAGUAUGCCAUGCUUUAGGAUACGUCAAAAUGGCAAAAGAAUGGACACAGAAGUACGCAAUGUGAUGGCAUCGUUUGAAGAGCAGGUGGAAAUCGUUGCUAGUUCAAACUUAAAAUGAUGGGAUUCAGUUUUUCUUUUCCACUGUAUUAUUUUUGGUUAAUCAAAUCAUUUUACCCCCUCUUUUGUUUUUUUUUUACCCACCUGCACGCUCAUAAGAAGAUAGUGUUUUCUCUGUAGGUCACAUGCCAGUUUCUGUCAAAUUGUGACUCCUCCUUUCUUGAGUUAAAGUAAAACAAAUCGUAGCUCUUAACACUCAUGUGAGUGUGGUCAACAUAUUGUAAUAAUUUACACACUUAAACUCCAAUCAAGCUGUUCUCCUGAAACUUGCUAAAAAUCAGUCCCACGAUGCUCCAAUUUGUCAUCUGGCUGGUUUGUCUUGGAUUGCUGCGUUUCUCGCCUGGAAGCCAGGUUUCUAAGGACAUUUAGAGCUUGCUGUUCCCUAAAAAAAAAAAUACAAGUUUCUAAUUGGAGAGUUCUGCAUUUUAUCAGGUACCAGAGGACAUGUUUUGAGAGUGGGGGAACUGGUUGGGGGUUGUCUCAUGGAUUGAUGUGACAUCAGUAUGAUCAAUAGUAUAGGAAUCUGUUAUCUGAUAAGUGUAUCUUAUUCCACUAUCGAAAGUGUGUACAGAGAAGCAGAGCAGCAUAUAUCAAUGUUAUGGAAGCAAAUAUAAGAACUUCAGUGUUGUAUUUUAUGCAUGUUAAUAACGAUAGGCUAUUAUAUCUGUUUCUGCAAAUAAAGUGAAUUGUAAGGUUGAACACUUGGGAAAAUUUGGUUACUCACAAAUGCUUUCCAUUUCUUUUGUUAUUUAGAAGCCAGUAGAUGAGCAGUUAGGUUGUUUUUUUUUAAAUGCCCACUUCAAACACUGUCUUCUUGUAGCCCUGAAAUAUUGGUGCAAAGCUAAAGGUUGAUCAUCAACUUGUGGCUCUGUUUCCUUUUAGUUUUCCCUUCAAUAAAGUUUCUCCAAACAUAA
Girardinichthys multiradiatus is the source of this 1844-nucleotide messenger RNA. Its product is annotated as ubiquitin-conjugating enzyme E2 D2-like. The record is from RefSeq and is a predicted model, not a curated record. Gene Ontology annotation, biological process: ubiquitin-dependent protein catabolic process; protein polyubiquitination. The coding region runs from base 385 to 831 and encodes 148 amino acids. The transcript has 8 exons. Gene Ontology annotation, cellular component: nucleus. NCBI's taxonomy places the organism in Eukaryota, Metazoa, Chordata, Actinopteri, Cyprinodontiformes, Goodeidae. Gene Ontology annotation, molecular function: ubiquitin conjugating enzyme activity.